This is a messenger RNA of Venustampulla echinocandica, 1971 nucleotides long. RefSeq names its product Heterokaryon incompatibility protein. Bases 1 to 1971 code for a protein of 656 amino acids. NCBI's taxonomy places the organism in Eukaryota, Fungi, Ascomycota, Leotiomycetes, Helotiales, Pleuroascaceae. The transcript has a single exon. The record is from RefSeq and is a predicted model, not a curated record.
AUGAGCAUGCUUUACACUCCGCUCGACUCGACGCGUGAAAUACGACUCCUGCGACUUCACUCGCGACACUCUUCUUCAACGAAGUCUUUAGUUCAAAUUGAGAAGAAUGUACCAAUCUAUUGCGACCUCUAUCCUGUUGCAGUCCGCGAAGCUAGGAACCAAGGUUACGAAGCACUGUCGUACACCUGGGGAACCCCAGAGGAGCCCCUAUCCAUACAGGUAAACGGGACAGAGGUGCCCGUAACAAGAAACCUCCAUGUCGCCUUGCAGCAUCUCCGCGGGGAGACGAGCGAAGUCGUUCUAUGGGUUGACGCCCUUUGCAUAAACCAGAUGGACGACGCGGAGAAGAUUGAGCAAGUCAACAUGAUGAGAGAAAUUUAUGCCUGUGCCAAAAGUACGAGAGUAUGGCUCGGGCCGGCAGACGAGACCAGCGACGAGAUCAUGGUCCAGCUUGCGCGGAUCGGGAAGACUGUCAUUGACCGUGGAGCAUUUGACCUCUUUAUCAGAAUGACUACUCUAUCCAUCAAGGAUCCAUCUGGUGCCGCGCAGGCUGAGGACCAAGUCACAAAGCUCGUUGAAGACAUGCUCGACAGAUCUCUCGCCCAGCUUGAGGACUCGUGUCGUCUCCUUACGGAAUUCUGCAAUCUCUUAUCGCGCCCCUAUUGGAGUCGUGUCUGGAUCUUGCAGGAGAUCGUCGUUUCUCGUAACGUCGAAGUGUACUGUGGCAAACGGAAAAUUGGAUUCGCAUUUCUGCAUGCCGCUAUGCUGUACCUUAUUUACAUGCAAACAUCUCUCUCUACUCAACUUGUGAAGCCACUAACAGCCUUAUUGGAAGCUUCAGCCGAUGGAAACUUCCCACCCGACUGCAAAUUAAAAGCACAAUUUGACUAUGUUAUCUCUAUCGAGAUACCGCCGUCCGCAAGUCUGGUUUCAGGAAUGCGACUACGAUAUCAUGACCCUGCUCAGGAGAACGGCGAGGCGAAACCUAUCCUCAUCCAACUUCUCGCUAGGACUCGUGUCGGGAGAGAGGCCACGGAUCCCAGGGACAGAAUUUGGGCACUUCUUGGAAUGGCGGCGGACACAGGGACUCUUCGCAUCACUCCAAACUACGCAGACACAAACUCAUGUACUGCCGUCUACUGCAACGCCACCCGUGCCAUGAUCGCUUCUGGCCACAUUGAUAUCCUCGCCUUCUCUCAAUGGAGCAAGAAAGACCCAAUGAUACCCUCGUGGGUCCCUGAUUGGCGAGAGGAGGUAAAGCAACCCUUUGGACAAUUGCCUUGGGAUACACCAUAUUCAGCAUCAGGCGCUGCAAAAUUUCUGAAACAUCUGGAUCAGAUUGUUCCAGUCUUGCACCUAAAAGUAAAUGGGUUCCUCGUCGACUCUAUCGAAUCACUAAGGCCCCAGUGCAAUAAUGGCGAAUGGCUAAGCAUGCAACAUCGCCACGAGGCCUGCAUAUACCUCCAAGAUAUAAUAUCUCUCUGCCAUAUUUCUGACGAGAAACUCGCGACAUCAGGUGUAGAAAUCUAUGCCAACCCUUCGGUCCGAGAAAGCGCAUACCAACGUGUUCCUGUGGCUGAUUUAUAUUCCACGGGGUUUGUUCGACGCGCCACGAUCGAUGAGUGUCACCUCGGCCACACAGAAGUCGUUACAGACUACAUACAAUGGAAAAAUCGUAGGCCGAGUACUGGAGCUCCGGUGACGAAUACGCUUAGAAGUUAUUAUAUUAUGAUGGGGCAACAAAUUGAGCGUAGACCGUUUGUGACUAUGAAAGGGUUUGUUGGACUUGCUCCUAAACAUGUAGAGGAAGGAGAUGUCAUUGUUAUCUUUCCCGGGGCCAAGUUUCCGUAUGUCUUAAGGAGAUGCGAUGAUGGAACGUAUGUAUUGGUUGGAGAAACGUUCGUUUAUGGUAUUAUGUACGGGGAGUUGGUGACCGAGGAUCGGGAGAUGGAAGAAUUUAUCUUAAAGUAG